Molecule: messenger RNA, 434 nt
Organism: Dentiscutata erythropus
Lineage: Eukaryota; Fungi; Glomeromycota; Glomeromycetes; Diversisporales; Gigasporaceae
Source: the annotation of a GenBank genome assembly
CAAUCAUCAGGGCAUCUCCAAAUUUAAGACAUCUAGAGAUUGGUAGUAAUGAUAUUGGCGAUAAGGUUACUGAAGCGCUGGCUCAUACAUGUCAUAAAUUAGAAUAUCUCGAUCUAAAAAAUUUUGAUGAAGAUUACUACUGUUUUGAUUCAGAAUCUUCUAGCUCUGAAACCAAAUCAAAGUCCGAAUCAUCUAGUUCUGAGUCAGAGGAUGAAGUUAUCUAUUAUAAUAAUCUUCCUCAUCUGAUAAUUAUGGACUCACCCGAUAGCCCGAAUAAUUUUAUUAGCACAUUUAGUGAUUUUCUUAGACAGAAUGGUGGUGCUAAUAAUAAUUUUAUUUCUGCAUUUCUCAAUCAGGAAUUAGCACAAUGCUUUUUGGCCGAGCAAUGGUACUCUACCGAUCUAACUAAUCCAACACUCUGGAGUGGUGAAUAG